Molecule: messenger RNA, 1038 nt
Organism: Dictyostelium discoideum AX4
Lineage: Eukaryota; Evosea; Eumycetozoa; Dictyosteliales; Dictyosteliaceae
Exons: 1
Coding region: 1-1038 (345 amino acids)
Molecular function (GO): acyltransferase activity
Source: RefSeq, a predicted model, not a curated record
AUGGGUAAUUUAAUAAUUACAACAUUUAAAGGACUAUUCCUUGUAUUAUAUAUUGUAUUUAUAUUUUCAUGUAUUGCAUUAAGUGAUGCAAUUAUGAUGAUUAGUAUACCUGUAUUAUUGGUAUCAAGAAGUUAUUUUAGAAAGAUUACAAACGCAAUUGCACAUUUCGGAUGGCCAUUAAUUACAUUAGCAUUUGAAACAUUAGGUAGAAAUAAACUUGUUUUCACAGGUGAUUCAAUUAAAGAUUAUCAAAAUUUUGAUAACAAUCAAAAGAAAGUUUUAGGUAAAGAUCGUAAUGCAUUGGUAUUGAUUAAUCAUACAUAUCAUUGUGAUUGGUUAUUAUCAUUCAGUUUGGGUGAAAGAAGUGGCAGAAUUGGGAAUAUCAAAAUAGCAAUGAAGGAUAUAAUCAAGUAUGUCCCCUUUGCAGGUAUUGGCAUCUGGGCAAUGGGUUUCAUAUUCCUAUCGAGAAAAUGGCAAAACGACCAACCCAAGAUCAAUAAAGCCUACGAACACCUUCGUAAAGAUGGCGAACCAUUUUGGUUCGUUACCCAUCCAGAAGGUAGCAGAGUGAGUGAAAAGAAUUUAAAAGAGUCUCAAGAAUUCUCAAGGUCUCGUGGUUUACCAAUUUUGGAGAAUCUUUUAAUCCCACGUGUCAAAGGCUUCACCUCAUCAGUGGUUGCAUUACAUGACCAAAUCGAUGCAGUCUACGACCUAACGGUGGCAUAUAAAAAGAAGCCUGGAAAUAUCUUUAGACUAUUAUACGGUGCCAAUCCAACUGAAAUUCAUGUUCAUGUGCGUAGAUUCCCAAUUUCGUCAAUACCAGUUAACGAUAUCAAAGGUGUUGAACAAUGGUUAUAUAAAACUUAUCAAGAAAAAGAUAGACUAUUAAAAUCAUUCAAAGAGAAUGGUUAUUUCUCUGAUGGUAAAUUUUUAGAUCAACCAUUUAAACCUCAAAAAUAUUUAAAGAAUUUAUUUGUUUGGAUAAUUAGUUUAUUAAUUUUUUUUACAAUUUUAAUAAAUUUAUAUUUUAAAAAAUAA